Molecule: messenger RNA, 4850 nt
Organism: Saimiri boliviensis boliviensis (Bolivian squirrel monkey)
Lineage: Eukaryota; Metazoa; Chordata; Mammalia; Primates; Cebidae
Gene: USP28
Product: ubiquitin specific peptidase 28
Biological process (GO): protein deubiquitination; DNA damage checkpoint signaling
Cellular component (GO): nucleus; cytosol
Molecular function (GO): cysteine-type deubiquitinase activity; protein binding
Source: RefSeq, a predicted model, not a curated record
CGGCGAGGCUGGGCCGGCGGCGUCGGCGGCGGGAGACGGGUGACCCGCGGCGGGGCGCCUCGGCCAUGACUGCGGAGCUGCAGCAGGACGACGCGGCCGGCGCGGCCGACGGCCACGGCUCGAGCUGCCAAAUGCUGUUAAAUCAACUGAGAGAAAUCACAGGCAUUCAGGACCCUUCCUUUCUCCAUGAAGCUUUGAAGGCCAGUAACGGUGACAUUACUCAGGCAGUCAGCCUUCUCACUGAUGAGAGAGUUAAGGAGCCCAGUCAAGACACUGUUGCUACAGAACCAUCUGAAGUAGAGGGGAGUGCUGCCAACAAGGAAGUAUUAGCAAAGGUGAUAGACCUUACUCAUGAUAACAAAGAUGAUCUUCAGGCUGCCAUUGCUUUGAGUCUACUGGAGUCUCCCAAAAUUCAAGCUGAUGGAAGAGAUCUUAACAGGAUGCACGAAGCAACCUCUGCAGAAACUAAGCGCUCAAAGAGAAAACGCUGUGAAGUCUGGGGAGAAAACCCCAAUCCCAAUGACUGGAGGAGAGUUGAUGGUUGGCCAGUUGGGCUGAAAAAUGUUGGCAAUACAUGUUGGUUUAGUGCUGUUAUUCAGUCUCUCUUUCAAUUGCCUGAAUUUCGAAGACUUGUUCUCAGCUAUAGUCUGCCACAAAAUGUACUUGAAAAUUGUCGAAGUCACACAGAAAAGAGAAAUAUCAUGUUUAUGCAAGAGCUUCAGUAUUUGUUUGCUUUAAUGAUGGGAUCAAAUAGAAAAUUUGUAGACCCGUCUGCAGCCCUGGAUCUAUUAAAGGGAGCAUUCCGAUCAUCUGAGGAACAGCAGCAAGAUGUGAGUGAAUUCACACACAAGCUCCUGGAUUGGCUAGAGGACGCAUUCCAGCUAGCUGUUAAUGUUAACAGUCCCAGGAACAAAUCUGAAAAUCCAAUGGUGCAGCUGUUCUAUGGUACUUUCCUGACUGAAGGGGUUCGUGAAGGAAAACCCUUUUGUAACAAUGAGACCUUCGGCCAGUAUCCUCUUCAGGUAAACGGUUAUCGCAACUUAGACGAGUGUUUGGAAGGGGCCAUGGUGGAGGGUGAUGUUGAGCUUCUUCCCUCUGAUCACUUGGUGAAGUAUGGACAAGAGCGUUGGUUUACAAAGCUACCUCCAGUGUUGACCUUUGAACUCUCAAGAUUUGAGUUUAAUCAGUCCCUUGGUCAGCCAGAGAAAAUUCACAAUAAGCUGGAAUUUCCUCAGAUUAUUUAUAUGGACAGGUACAUGUACAGGAGCAAAGAGCUUAUUCGGAAUAAGAGAGAGUGCAUUCGAAAGUUGAAGGAGGAAAUAAAAGUUCUGCAGCAAAAAUUGGAAAGGUAUGUGAAAUAUGGCUCAGGCCCAGCUCGGUUCCCGCUCCCUGACAUGCUGAAAUAUGUUAUUGAAUUUGCUAGUACAAAACCUGCCUCAGAAAGCUGUCCACCUGAAAGUGACACACACAUGACAUUACCACUUUCUUCAGUGCACUGCUCCGUUCCUGACCAGACAUCAGAGGAAAGUACGAGUACAGAAAGCUCUUCUCAGGAUGUUGAAGGUACCUUUUCUUCUGAAGAUUUGCAACACAAGUCUAAACCACUUACAUCUUCUCGGUCUUCCAUGGAAAUGCCUGCACAGCCAGCUCCAAGAACAGUCACAGAUGAGGAGAUAAACUUUGUUAAGACUUGUCUUCAGAGGUGGAGGAGUGAGAUUGAACAAGAUAUACAAGAUUUAAAGAAUUGUAUUGCAAGUACUACUCAGACUGUUGAGCAGAUGUACUGUGAUCCUCUUCUUCGUCAGGUGCCUUAUCGCUUGCAUGCAGUUCUUGUUCACGAAGGACAAGCAAAUGCUGGACACUAUUGGGCCUAUAUCUAUAAUCAACCCCGUCAGAGCUGGCUCAAGUACAAUGACAUCUCUGUUACCGAAUCUUCCUGGGAAGAAGUUGAAAGAGAUUCCUAUGGGGGCCUGAGAAAUGUUAGUGCUUACUGUCUGAUGUACAUUAAUGACAAACUACCCCACUUCAAUGCAGAGGCAGCCCCUAAUGAGUCAGAUCAAAUGUCAGAAGUAGAAGCUUUAUCUGUGGAACUUAAGCAUUACAUUCAGGAGGAUAACUGGCGAUUUGAGCAAGAAGUAGAGGAGUGGGAAGAAGAGCAAUCUUGCAAAAUCCCUCAAAUGGAGUCCUCUACCAACUCCUCAUCACAGGACUUCUCUACAUCACAAGAGCCUUCAGUAACCUCUUCUCAUGGGGUUCGCUGCUUGUCAUCUGAGCAUGCUGUGAUUGUAAAGGAGCAGACUGCCCAGGCUAUUGCAAACACAGCCCGUGCCUAUGAGAAGAGUGGUGUAGAAGCGGCACUGAGUGAGCUUAAAGAAGCUGAACCCAAGAAGCCCAUGCCCCAGGAAACAAACUUUGCAGAGCAGUCAGAGCAGCCUCAAAAGGCUAAUGAUGCAGAGUCUACUGCCCAACCUAAUUCUGAGGUCUCUGAAGUCGAGAUUCCCAGUGUGGGAAGGAUUCUGGUUAGAUCUGAUGCAGAUGGAUAUGAUGAGGAGGUGAUGCUGAGCCCUGCCAUGCAAGGGGUCAUCCUGGCCAUAGCUAAAGCCCGUCAGACCUUUGACCGAGAUGGGUCUGAAGCAGGGCUGAUUAAGGCAUUCCAUGAGGAAUACUCCAGGCUCUAUCAGCUUGCCAAAGAGACCCCCACCUCUCACAGUGAUCCUCGACUUCAACAUGUCCUUGUCUACUUCUUCCAAAAUGAAGCACCCAAAAGGGUAGUAGAACGAACUCUUCUGGAACAGUUUGCAGAUAAAAAUCUUAGCUAUGAUGAAAGAUCAAUCAGCAUUAUGAAGGUGGCUCAAGCGAAACUGAAGGAAAUUGGUCCAGAUGACAUGAAUAUGGAAGAGUACAAGAAGUGGCAUGAAGAUUAUAGUUUGUUCCGAAAAGUAUCUGUGUACCUCCUCACAGGCCUAGAACUCUAUCAAAAAGGAAAGUACCAAGAGGCACUUUCCUACCUGGUAUAUGCCUACCAGAGCAAUGCUGCCCUGCUAAUGAAGGGGCCUCGCCGGGGGGUCAAGGAGUCCGUGAUUGCUUUAUACCGAAGGAAAUGUCUUCUGGAGCUGAAUGCCAAAGCAGCUUCUCUCUUUGAAACAAAUGAUGAUCACUCUGUAACCGAGGGCAUUAAUGUGAUGAAUGAGCUGAUCAUCCCCUGCAUUCACCUUAUCAUUAAUAAUGACAUCUCCAAGGAUGACCUGGAUGCCAUUGAAGUCAUGAGAAACCAUUGGUGCUCUUACCUUGGGCAAGAUAUUGCAGAAAAUCUGCAGCUAUGCCUAGGGGAGUUUCUACCCAGACUUCUAGAUCCUUCUGCAGAAAUCAUCGUCUUGAAGGAGCCUCCAACCAUUCGACCCAAUUCUCCCUAUGACCUGUGUAGCCGAUUUGCAGCUGUCAUGGAGUCAAUUCAAGGAGUUUCAACUGUGACAGUGAAAUAAGCUCCCACGUGUUCCAAGGCCCAUUCUGGUUUCUGGCUGCCUGCCCCCUGCACAGAAGUCUGUUGUCACAGUGCUCACCUUGGGAAAAGGAUUAGGUGGGCACGUAAGAUUCCAAUUCAGACCCCAACCAUGCUGGGUGUGUAAAGAAGGAUUGAAAAUAAAAUUGCACUUUUUAGGUACAAAAUCAUAAAAGCUAUUUCACUAGAAAAGGUGGAAACCAGUGUAUUAAGGUGUUGAAUUAUGCCAGAAGACCUGAAAUGCCUUGUACCUACAAUAAUGCUUAGCCUUGCCACUUUUAAAACUAUCCUUCAGGCAUAAAUAUUUUUGACAGCAGAAUAGAAUGAUUCAUGAGAACCUGAACUAGAUGAACAGCUACUAGUUAUUUUAUCAAAUACAGACAACAUUUAAAAAUUCUUCACUACAAGAGAUUAGAAAUAUAAACCUUGCCUGGCUCUUGACAGGAGAUGACAGAUGGGUUGCUGAUGAACGCUUUUACAUGUGGGUAGAAUGUAAGGUCACAUGGCAGUAAGAUGUUGAAAAGUCAAGAGACCUGUCUCUCUCCUUUCUUUUCUAUCUUUAAAUAAACCAGAAAACCUCAUACCCAGUCCUCAGUGAAAGAAACAAAACCAUUAAGGACUUCAGACAGAACAGCAUUUUGUAACUUGACUAAAGAUCAUGCGUUAAUAGUUGUUAGGCAUUUAGGUAAAAUUUUCUAAUAUCUGAAAAUUGUCAGAAACAGUUAAGGCUGCUCCUGGCUCCAAAGACCAUUUUGGUCUGCCUCCUCUUUUUUUUUUUUUUUUUUUUUUUUUUUCCCCUGAGAUAGUCUCAUUGUGUUGCCCAGGCUAGAGUACAGUGGCAUGAUCUCAGCUCACUGCAAACUCUGCCUCCUGGGCUCAAGUGUUUCUGGUGACACAGCCUCCCAAGUAGCUGGGAUUACAGGCAUGCGCCACGACUAGCUAAUUUUUGUAUUUUUAGUAGAGACGGGGUUUCACCAUGUUGGCCAGAUUGAUCUCGAACUCCUGGCCUCAAGUGAUCUGCCUGCUUCAGCCUCCCAAAGUGGUGGGCUUAUAGGCAAGCCACCACACCCAGCAUUCUUUUUUACCCUUACUUGUAAUUUGUAAAAAUGGAAAAAAAGAAAGAAAAAAAGAAAAAAAUAUAAAGCGAAAGAAAGAAAGCACCAUACAUACGUAAAACUAUAUAUAUGUAUAUGUAGAGAAAAAUAUUUCCCGUUAAUCAUUUUUAAAAGACUUCUGAUUGGAUAUUGUAUUUUAACCAAAUUUUAAAGAGUAAUGGAGGAAUCAUGAAAGGGAAAAACACUUGAUACAACUAUGCAGAUUUUAUAAAUGUGCAAUAAAAGUAUUUGUUUUA